CUUUGUCAAUUUAGUUAUUUCGUCGCGGCUGUGCUAAUUGUAAAUUACAGAAGUAAAAAUGUUGAUUUUCAAAAGCCAAUAAUAUUAAACGCUGUAUUGUCUUGUUUUCAAGACAAAUCGUCCAACGCGUUGAUCGCAGGCGUUUAAAUAGCACGACACUCAAGAUGGCUGAUAUUAAGUCAAUGCUCGCUAAAAUGAGCAAUGGUACCCAGAAUGGCACUGCGCAGGCUGCGCCUGCUAAAGGUCAAAAGGGUAGCAUUGAGAAGAUUUAUCAGAAGAAAUCUCAGCUGGAGCACAUUCUUCUCCGUCCUGAUACCUACAUUGGGUCUGUUGAACGGGCCACAGAAACAAUGUGGGUUUUUGACAAGACUAAGGAAUGCAUGGUUCAGCGGGAACUGACCUUUGUACCAGGUUUGUACAAGAUAUAUGACGAAAUAUUAGUUAACGCAGCUGAUAAUAAGCAAAGAGAUCCCAAAAUGGAUGUAAUAAGAGUGGAAAUUAAUCAAGAACAGAAUACAAUAUCUGUUUAUAACAACGGAUGUGGUAUUCCAGUCGUGAUGCAUAAAGAGGAGAAAAUGUAUGUACCAACCAUGAUCUUUGGACACCUCUUGACAUCUUCCAAUUAUAAUGAUGAGGAAGAGAAAGUGACUGGUGGUAGAAAUGGGUAUGGUGCAAAGCUAUGUAAUAUUUUCUCAACAAAAUUUACAGUGGAAACUGCUUCCAAGCAGUAUAAAAAACAUUUUAAGCAGACAUGGGGUGCAAACAUGACAAAAGCAUCUGAACCUAAAAUUAAGGAAUCUGGUAAAGAUGAUGAUUUUACAAAAGUGACUUUUAGCCCAGAUUUGGCUAAAUUUAAAAUGGAAAAGUUAGAAGAUGAUAUUGUUGCACUGAUGUCACGCAGAGCGUAUGAUGUGGCAGCAUCGUCACAGGGUGUGAAGGUUUAUCUCAAUGGAGAAAGAUUAAAAAUAAAUAAGUUUAAAGAUUAUAUUGAUUUAUAUAUUAAAGGCAAAGAGGAUGAAAACGGACAACCCUUGAAGGUUGUUUAUGAAAAGGUUAAUGACCGAUGGGAAGUAGCACUCACACUCUCAGAUAGGGGUUUCCAGCAAGUUUCUUUUGUAAACUCAAUUGCUACAACAAAAGGCGGGAAACAUGUCGACUCAGUAGCCGAUAGUGUUGUUAAGAAUGUUCUUGAAGUUUUAAAAAAGAAAAAUAAGGGUGGUGUGAAUAUUAAACCUUUCCAGGUCAAAAACCACAUGUGGAUAUUUAUCAACUGUCUCAUUGUAAACCCAACCUUUGAUUCUCAAACAAAAGAAAACAUGACUCUCCAAGCUAAAAGCUUUGGUUCGAAAUGUAACUUCUCAGAAAAGUUUAUUACUGCAGUUUCGAAGUCUGGCUUAGUUGAAUCGGUACUGACUUGGGCCAAAUUUAAGGCGCAAACAGAACUUGUUAAGGCAUCAGGUAAAAAACAGAGUAAAUUAAAAGGUAUACCGAAAUUAGAAGACGCUAAUGACGCAGGAACAAAGAAUGCACAUCUUUGCACACUAAUUCUCACUGAGGGAGACUCAGCCAAAACAUUAGCUGUAUCUGGACUCAGUGUUGUUGGUAGAGAUCACUAUGGCGUAUUCCCUUUAAAGGGUAAACCCCUUAACGUUAGAGAUGCGUCUCAUAAACAAGUUUUGGAAAAUGUAGAGAUCAAUAAUUUGAUUAAGAUUAUUGGUCUACAAUACAAAAAAAAAUAUAAUUCAGUUGAUGAUUUGAAGUCUUUAAGAUAUGGUAAGGUGAUGAUUAUGGCCGAUCAGGAUCAAGAUGGAUCACAUAUCAAAGGGCUCAUCAUUAAUUUUGUUCAUCAUAAUUGGCCAGAGCUAUUAAAACUGCCAUUUUUAGAAGAAUUUAUCACACCUAUAGUAAAAGCAACUAAAAAAGAUAAAGAAAUUUCAUUCUACUCCUUGCCCGAAUUUGAAGAAUGGAAGAAAGAAACUGACAACUAUCACACAUACAAUAUAAAAUACUACAAAGGUUUGGGUACCUCCACAUCUAAGGAGGCUAAAGAAUAUUUCCAGAAUAUGGACAGGCACAGGAUCAGAUUCAGGUAUGGUGGCCAGACAGAUGAUCAUCAUAUUGAACUGGCAUUUUCAAAGAAAGGUGCUGAUCAACGUAAGGAAUGGUUGACUAAUCACAUGGACGAAGUGAAGAGGAGGAAAGAAAUUGGUCUUCCAGAGAGAUAUUUAUAUACGAAAGAUACUAAAGCUGUCUCAUAUUCAGAUUUCGUUAAUUUGGAGCUGGUUCUCUUCUCAAACGGUGAUAACAUAAGGUCAAUACCUUCAAUGAUGGAUGGUUUAAAACCUGGACAGCGUAAGGUUAUCUUCACUUGCAUAAAACGAAAUGAUAAGAGAGAAGUCAAAGUUGCUCAAUUGGCUGGUUCAGUUGCUGAACAUUCUGCAUACCAUCACGGCGAGCAGUCCCUGGCGAUGACGAUAGUGAACCUCGCGCAGAACUACGUGGGCUCUAACAACAUCAACCUGCUUGAGCCGCGCGGUCAGUUCGGUACGCGGCUGUGCGGCGGGAAGGACUCGGCCAGUCCCAGAUACAUCUUCACGCUGAUGUCGCCGCUCACCAGACUCGUGUUUCAUCCUCACGACGACCCUUUGCUUGUGCAUGAAUUUGAAGACAAUCAAAAGAUUGAACCUAUUCACUACAUUCCAAUCUUGCCUAUGGUACUGGUGAACGGAGCUGAGGGCAUUGGCACGGGCUGGUCAACUAAAAUACCCAACUACAACCCAAGGGAUAUUGUAGCCAACAUUCGACGCAUGCUCGAUGGCGAAGAACCGGUACCGAUGCAUCCAUGGUACAAGAACUUCCGCGGAACAAUUGAAGGUUUCGGAGAUAAAUACGUUAUAUCGGGUGAGGCGGCCAUCUUACCCAAUGAGAAGAUCGAAAUCACGGAACUUCCCGUAGGAGUUUGGACUCAGAAUUACAAGGAGAAUGUUCUAGAACCAAUGCUUGGAACUGACAAAGUGAAACCACUAAUCUCUGAAUAUAGGGAAUACAAUACAGAUACGACAGUACGAUUCGUUGUAAGCUUAUUGCCGGGAAAACUGGCUGAAGUAGAGGCCGAAGGUAUCCAUAAAGUGUUCAAAUUGCAGACGACAAUAUCCAUGACUUGCAUGAAUGCUUUCGACCAUAACAACUGUCUUAAAAAGUAUGAAAAAGUAGAGGAAAUUCUCCGUGAAUUCUACGAAAUCAGAUUAAAAUACUAUACUAGACGGAAGGAGUUCUUAGAAGGGCAAUUACAGGCCGAAGCGGACAAAUUGACCAAUCAAGCAAGGUUCAUUGUCGAGAAGUGUGACAAAGGAUUAGUAGUCGAGAACAAGAAAAGGAAGGCUAUGGUGGAAGAACUCAUUAAGAGAGGCUACGCUCCCGAUCCAAUUGCUGAGUGGAAGAAGCGUGCAAGCAAAAUGCAAGGACUCACUGCUCUGGAAGAGGAGGAAACACCAGAGUCUGAAGAUGAAAUUGAGCCAGAGGACACAAAAGGAAAACCUGUUGACCCUGAGAAAGCAUUCCAGCAACUUAAAGAGGUGAAAAAGUUCAACUAUCUGCUGGGUAUGUCUAUGUGGAUGCUCACCAAGGAGAAGAAAGAUGAACUGCUCAAGCAACGGGACCAGAAACUUUCCGAGCUGAAUAUUCUCAAAGCGAAAACUCCGUCGUUGUUGUGGCGCGAAGAUCUGGACAUUUUCCUGAUCCGACUUGACGAUAUCGAAGAGAAGGAGAGACAGGAGGAAUCAACUACCAACAAGAAGAGUUCCAAGGCUUUCGCUGCAAACAAAAAGAACCGCAAGUCAUUACUAGAUAUAGCUCCGUCAGAUAACGGCCGUCGUGUCGAGCCAAAGAUAUCGGAGGACCUCAUCAAGAGGAUACAGGCAGCUGAGAAGGCGAAGAUUAAGAAAGAAGUUAAAAAAGAAUAUGAUCCCGAUGAUCCCACAGGCAUCAGUCCGGCAAGUACAGAGAAGAAACCGAAGUCGCGCGUUAAGAAGGAGAAACCAGAGAAGCCCGAUAAACCUGAGAAAGAGAAAUCAGAUGGGCUCAAACAAACCAAGCUCACAUUUAAGAAAGACACAAAGAAGAAGAAGAUGACAUUCAGCGGCAGCAGUUCGGGCGAGAUGUCCGGUUCUGAUGUUGAAAUGGUCGAACCUCCCGCGCCAAGAGAAAGGCAAAGUGCUAGAAGAGCUGCUACGAAGGUACAAAAAUACAAAGACGGUUCAGAUGACUCGAACUCGGAGUCGGAAGUCGAGUUACUGGACAAUAAGGUGGAGUCUGACACGGAAGCACCUUUAGCAUUGUCUGUCAGUGACGACGACGACGAUUUCAGUAUCAAGAAAAGCGACGCCAAGAAGAAACCCGCUGAUAUGGAUUCGGAUUGUCUCUUCGACUCGCUCAUAGAGGAAACGAAGAAGGAAUCACAAAAUGCCAACGAUUUCAAUACGACGGUAAUAUCGAGUGAUGAGGAAAAAGAUCCACCCGAAGAGUCCCCGCCAAAGAAGAAAGCGGCGCCCAAGAGAAAACUCAUGGCUGUUGACAAGGAAAAGGAGAAACCUAAGAAGAGGCCGGCCAAGGUGAUGCUCAGUCAGGACAGCGAUGAUGACAGCAUAUUCGAUAGUAAAAAGGACAAGAAGAAAUCGAAUCCAAAGAAAAAGGUUAAGAAAAUGAGCAGCGGCAGCGAAAGCGAUGACGUCAGCGCGCCCGUCGCGCCGCGGGCCGCCGCGCGCGCGCGCCCCGCCAAGAAGUACAACUACAGCGACGCGGACGACUCCGACUGAGCGCUAGCACUGAGAGGCCACUGUACAUUGCAGCAAACGGUUAAAUAUAUGAAGGAAACCCCGUGAGUGUGAAACACAGAGUUGACAUUUUUAUGAGAUUCAUAUUGAGUCUUUGACUGUUCGAUGAUUUUCGUAUUACUUAUAAAGAAU
Nymphalis io (European peacock) is the source of this 4964-nucleotide messenger RNA. RefSeq names its product DNA topoisomerase 2 (gene Top2). The record is from RefSeq and is a predicted model, not a curated record. Gene Ontology annotation, biological process: DNA topological change; resolution of meiotic recombination intermediates; sister chromatid segregation. Gene Ontology annotation, molecular function: DNA topoisomerase type II (double strand cut, ATP-hydrolyzing) activity; DNA binding; ATP binding. Gene Ontology annotation, cellular component: nucleus. The coding region runs from base 165 to 4814 and encodes 1549 amino acids. Lineage: Eukaryota; Metazoa; Arthropoda; Insecta; Lepidoptera; Nymphalidae. The transcript is spliced from 19 exons.